GCAGAGGGCACUUUGGUAACAAAAUGGCUCUGCUGGUUUUUCGUAGUAAUCUAAAAUACUUUCGCCAACGAGUUGUAUCGGUUUCAUCUUUAACAGUGUCGCUACAACAAAAACUUAGUGGGAAAGUUGGAUCUGAGCCUGUAAAGCCUGAUAACAAGAGCUCAGAACCAAGCAAACCCCAAACAAAGGAAGUUGUUGGAAAGUAUAAAGUACCAGAGUAUUAUAAUCACAAUGAAUGGAGUUUCAAUGAUAUGAUGAUUGAUAUGGGAAAAUAUUGGCUACCUCAGCCUUCUAGUAAGAGGCUUAACUAACUGUCCUUCAUACAAAAAGAAAACUGUAAUGAAAUGAAUUAAAAAUUGGGUUUUUUUUUGUUCUUAUAGAUAUGUUAGUAUUUAGCGAAACUGAUGCUGCUUUAAUUUAUGUGAAUUAAAGUUGUGUAGUUUUAAUAGAUAGACUUGUAAAUAGAAAUAAAAAUUGUGAACAAUAAUACAGACUGUUUCAGCAUGUGAAUUUUUGUACAAGUAAAUAUCCUGACAGUUUUUUUUUUAUGAAAUGUUUUAUGAAUUAUUUGUUUGGCUUAUGGUUCUUUAUUACAUUUGUUUUUGUAAACUAGGCUUUAUCAAUUACACUUAAAACUUGCAAAAGUAAAAUAAUACUGAAUUAUGAUAAUACAAAAAGGUGCCUAGUUAAUAAUAUAGCUACCAGCAGUUUCUUGAAGUUAUUUCACAAAGGAAGAUUUGUGUAAUCAUUUCAAUAUACCACAAAACAAGCUUUUAUUAAAAACUGGUUAUAUGACUGAAAA
Molecule: messenger RNA, 802 nt
Organism: Limulus polyphemus (Atlantic horseshoe crab)
Lineage: Eukaryota; Metazoa; Arthropoda; Merostomata; Xiphosura; Limulidae
Gene: NdufV3
Exons: 3
Coding region: 24-311 (95 amino acids)
Cellular component (GO): mitochondrion
Source: RefSeq, a predicted model, not a curated record